AUGUACAUAUUUAGUAUAAUGAGUAAUAGUAGAGGUAUAAAUAAUAAUGAAGAAGAGAACAAUAAUAAAGGAGAAAACCCUUCUAAAGAAAAUACAUCUUAUUUGGAGGAUAGUUAUAAUGAAAAUGAAGAGCUUUCUGAACAAAUUUCAUUUUUUAAUUCACAUCGGGAGGCCAGUGAUAAUGUAACUAUUAGUUCUAGUAUAGGUUAUAAUAAUUCAGACGAUAAACAAG
Scutellospora calospora is the source of this 232-nucleotide messenger RNA. Lineage: Eukaryota; Fungi; Glomeromycota; Glomeromycetes; Diversisporales; Gigasporaceae. The record is from the annotation of a GenBank genome assembly.